Messenger RNA from Nelumbo nucifera (sacred lotus), 2077 nucleotides. RefSeq names its product D-3-phosphoglycerate dehydrogenase 1, chloroplastic-like. Gene Ontology annotation, cellular component: chloroplast stroma. Lineage: Eukaryota; Viridiplantae; Streptophyta; Magnoliopsida; Proteales; Nelumbonaceae. Gene Ontology annotation, molecular function: NAD binding; phosphoglycerate dehydrogenase activity. Gene Ontology annotation, biological process: L-serine biosynthetic process. The record is from RefSeq and is a predicted model, not a curated record.
CUGUCUUGCGCAGAUUUUUCUCUGAGGUAGUAGCAGCAGCAGCAGCGGAGGCAACAGGAAAUUGCUGCAAUGGCUACCAAUGCAUUAUCUAACCUUCUCUCUACUCCCUCUCUGAAGAAACAACAAUCUUCUUCUCCGUCUCUCUCAUGGUGACUUCCUCUCCCCUCCGCCUUCCGCGUUUCCAUCGCUGCUCCUUCGCGCGCCAGGCCGGCUCCCACCUUUGUUGUGGUGGCCAUGGACGCAAAACCCACUAUCCUCGUGGCCGAAAAGUUUGGACAGGCCGGCCUCGACCUCUUGAAGAACUUCGCCAACGUUGACUGCUCUUAUAACUUGACCCAGGACGAGCUCUGCACCAAGAUCUCACUCUGUGACGCCUUAAUCGUCAGGAGUGGCACAAAAGUAACUCGGGAAGUGUUCGAAUCGUCCGGUGGCCGCCUUAAGGUGGUUGGCCGUGCCGGUGUUGGAAUCGACAAUGUCGAUCUGUCCGCUGCUACUGAGCACGGGUGCCUCGUCGUUAAUGCUCCUACUGCUAAUACUGUUGCUGCCGCCGAGCACGGCAUUUCCCUCCUCACUGCUAUGGCUCGUAACGUCGCGCAGGCUGAUGCAUCUAUUAAAGCCGGCAAGUGGCAACGAAACAAAUACGUUGGUGUCUCACUUGUUGGGAAGAAACUUGCUGUAAUGGGAUUUGGAAAGGUUGGAUCAGAAGUUGCCAGGCGUGCUAAGGGACUCGGCAUGCAUGUGAUUGCACAUGACCCAUAUGCCCCUGCAGACCGUGCUCGAGCAAUAGGCGUGCAGCUGGUAUCUUUUGAUGAAGCCAUAUCAGCUGCAGAUUUCAUUUCGCUACACAUGCCUCUUACUCCUGCAACAUCAAAAAUUCUCAACGAUGAAGCUUUUGCAAAGAUGAAGAAAGGAGUUCGCAUUGUCAAUGUUGCUCGGGGUGGUGUGAUUGAUGAAGAAGCCCUUGUGAGAGCACUGGAUGCUGGAAUUGUUGCUCAGGCGGCACUUGAUGUCUUCACAGAAGAACCGCCUCCAAAAGACAGCAAGCUGGUGCAACAUGAAAAUGUAACCGUCACUCCACAUCUUGGUGCCAGCACCAUAGAAGCUCAGGAAGGAGUGGCAAUUGAAAUAGCUGAAGCUGUCGUUGGAGCUUUGAAAGGGGAGCUCGCUGCUACUGCAGUAAAUGCACCAAUGGUUCCUGCUGAGGUUCUAUCAGAGCUUGCACCAUUUGUUGUACUGGCAGAGAAGCUUGGCAGACUGGCUGUACAACUGGUAGCAGGUGGGAGUGGCGUGAAAUCGGUCAAGGUCACAUAUGCUUCUUCAAGGGUUCCAGACGAUCUAGAUACCAGGGUGCUCCGUGCCAUGAUCAUCAAGGGACUUAUUGAACCCAUAUCAAGUGUGUUUGUGAAUUUAGUAAAUGCUGAUUUCACUGCUAAGCAGAGAGGAUUGCACAUAACAGAAGAGCGAAUCCUGCUAGAUGGCUCACCUGAAAAUCCACUUGAGUUCAUCCAGGUUCAAAUUGCCAACGUAGAAUCAAAGUUUGCCAGCGCCAUCUCAAUUACUGGGGAGAUUAAAGUUGAGGGAAUGGUGAAAGAUGGGAUACCCCACCUAACAAAGGUAGGAUCUUUUGAUGUAGAUGUGACCCUGGAAGGCAGCGUCAUACUCUGCAGGCAAGUUGAUCAGCCAGGUAUGAUUGGAAAGGUAGGGAGCGUCUUGGGCGAGGAAAAUGUCAAUGUGAGCUUUAUGAGUGUUGGGAGGAUUGCUCCACGAAAGCAUGCAGUCAUGGCAAUUGGGGUCGAUGAAGAACCCAACAAGGAGGCCCUAAAGAAAAUUGGGAAUAUACCAGCCAUUGAAGAGUUUGUUUUCCUCAAGUUGUAGUAUGAGCCUAUGGGGUGGGUUACUCGGUCUGCUUUAAGUCUAUUUUGGAGAGUAUGCAAAUAUGCAUGGAGUAGCUCUUACAGUUUCUUCGCAGGAGAUCAAGGUUGUGAACGUUUUAUAUGUUGAGAAUUUUGGGAAUAACGGCGGUUCUAAAACAAUCGUAACCUAAGUAAUAAUUCGCAGUGUGCUCGGCCUUAAUCUA